ACUUCACUAAAUUUUAGUCACAAGGCCCAUGUUUUCAUGACCAAAUUCUACGUUUAAAAAGUGUUAAUAGUGGCAAAAACUAAUCAAAUUCUUACCUGAAGUGAAAAUUAAGAUGUUGUAGUCAAAUAUUAAGCUUAACAAAUUAGUUAAAAUUUGAAAUUCAAUCAAAUAAGAGAGUGGAAAUUAAUUUCGUGCAAAAACAGAAUAAAAUUUUGAAGACAAAAGAACCAAAUUGAAAUUUUCAGCUGAUAAGCACUUUUUCAUGUGAUUAAACUAAAGCUUGAUAUUUUGUGAUUAGAUUGAGUUAUUUGUGACGUAUGGGAUUUCAAAAAGAUGAAUAUUAAAUGAUGAAAAGAUCUAACAUCGUCAGCCAACAACAAAGAGAAAAAGUUUAACUACGUUGGCAAAUUCAGCUGAAUAAACUGUAGAUUUCAGUGCGUCGUUAUUUCGUCAGCGACGCCAAAGAAAAUGGAUACAGCAACAGGUUCCGGGCUCAUGGAAGAAUUCGAGCUGAUGAAACAGCCAAAGUAUCGAGUCUAUAUGCAAAAUAUUGACAAAGCUUUAAAGAACUUUGAAUAUUCGAGUGAGUGGGCGGAUUUGAUCUCAGCGUUAGGAAAAUUAAAUAAGGUGAUUUCAAGCUACUCGCAAUAUCAAGUGAUUCCACGACGAAUUAAGAUUUCAAAACGUCUCGCUCAAUGCAUGCAUCCUGCUUUGCCAUCUGGCGUUCAUUUAAAAGCUUUAGAAACUUAUGAUGUGAUAUUUAGUAAUACGGGAGUUGAAAGAUUAGCUUCAGAGCUCUUCAUCUACAGUGCCGGUCUCUUUCCGUUGCUUGGCUAUGCAGCGAUGAAUGUUCGACCAUCUUUACUUGAAAUUUAUGAAAAGUAUUUUGUUCCGCUUGGCGAGAGACUAAGACCAGCUCUAAGUGGAUUUCUUAGUGGAGUCUUACCGGGACUUGAAGCUGGUCUCGAUCAUUUUGAACGAACAAAUUCGCUAUUAAGUCAAGUGUGCAAUGCUGUGAGUCCGAUUUACUUUUACACAUGUCUUUGGGAAUGUGUUGCAACAAAUUCAUCAAUUAGAUUGCCAGCUGUCACUUACGUCCUUGACCAUUAUAACAAACGAGUGGGAAUGUCUGAUCAAUCGUUUUUAAUGGGACGAAAUGUUGAAUUGAUGAUGUCAGGAUUGUGCGCCUGUUUAAAUGAUUCUGUGAUUCUUGUUCAACGCAAUACCCUUGAAUUUCUCCUUCUUGGCUUUCCACUUCACACACAUUUUCUUCCACAAUCCGAUGUUAUUAAAUUAGUAACAAAUGCACUCAACACAAUCCUAAGACGAGACAUGUCCUUGAACCGUCGUCUGUAUUCGUGGUUGUUGGGCACUGAGGUGUUGAAUGCUAAUCGAAAUCUUAUGGAGAUGGAAAUGAAUGAAAGUGUUAGCUUAAAUUCCGAUUCAGGGUCAACAUCAAAAUCAAAUCAAAUGACGUACUUUGAACAGUAUUCAAAACCACUUUUGAUCAAAGCAUUGCGAAUUACAUUCAAAAAUAGCAUACCGACAGCUGAUCUAAGGCCAUACAAGAUUCUUCUUUCACUCUUAGACAAAGUUGAGAUUGGCCCGGUCGUGUUAGACGCGAUUCUUAUUGACGUUAUAAGAACAGUUGUACUUGCUGACGAAUGCAGUGAAGUGAAGAAGUCUGUCAACACAUUGUUUGGUAAUUUUGAUCCAUCUUACAUCUGGAAUUUUUUGACGAAUCAUUUCGAGAGUGCAUGCCAACGUCAAGUGUGUGAAGAAGCAAGAAAACUUCCAGAAGAAUUAAAGUCAUCGCAAUGCUUGGCGAAUGACGUUGAUUCGGGCGAUCCAUCAGUGAUUGAAGUUUGUUAUCUAACUGAAAAUCUUCUUGAAACUCUGUCACUUGAAAUGUUUACGGAGAUAACACAAAUCUACCUCCCACGCGUUUUAUUUGCUAUCACAAAAAUUUUGACUGUUUAUGGCGGAUCAUUGACAGAAGAUGAAGUAACAGCAGCGAUAAAAUUGAGCAUUGAAAUUGUUAAACAUGUGCAGCCGAUGUUUUUAGAUUCAUCAAAUGGAAAUGACAUGGAAAUUCCAAAAAACAAAAAUGAAGCAACAAAAGUCAAUCAAACAUCAUCAACAACGACGACAACAACAACGGUGACAUUUGUUGAUGGUUCGAGUGGUUUAGAGAAAAGUAAAUCAGAUUCAAAGUUGAACCAAACUUCCCUCGACGAGCCAAUCAAACGUUCACGAUCAAACCAUAACAUGGGAGCAAAGCAUAAAAGCCCAAAGAAGUCAAAGAAGUCAAAGUCACACUCAAAGCUCUUUGAAUUGGAUAAAGAAGUAAUUUGUACUGAUAACGGUCAACUUCUUGUUGCAUCGAAUGCUGGUUCCGUUCCUAAUCUCGAUGAAAGUCAUGACAAGAAGAACAAGAAAAAGGACAAGAAAUUGAAGAAACUUAACGAGAUAAAUGUCAAAGCUAAUCAGGAAACUUCAAGUAUGAACGAGUCGAAAGAUUCAAACGACACAGCAAACAGUGAGCCAUUGCCAAAUACAAAAGAUAUCAAUACAGUUGUCAAGUCAGAGGUGAAAGAGUUGACAGAAUCGCAACUGCAGAAAUAUACAAUUCUUGAGAAAUGUAGCAAGCAGUACGAAAUCUUCUAUCAAAUUUACCUCUCACAUCACUUAUUGAUUGACAUUCCAUCAACUAUCAACAAAGAGAAAUGUUCAGUGAACGACGACGAAUCAUCCAACGUUGGCAGCAAACUCAGCUACUUUCUUAAUGACGAUCUCAUCGAAAAUAAUAAUAUUGAAUCGCUCCAAAAAAUCGAUGAACUUUUUGAAACAUUAAAGACGGAAAGAAGUUGUCGCAUUCAAAAGCUUCAUUCACUUCUGAAUCAAUCAUUAGGUGAUGCUGACUCGGCUGAAGAUGAAAAAAUUAACAAACAACAAACAAAUGAGAAUUUGAAGAUGAUUAACAAAUUAUUGGGAUUGAAAUUGUCAGCUUCAGUGAGACGAUCGAUAAAGUUUGUAUCGCAAUUACUUGUGCUCGUGUCAACAAUUCCAAACUACAAUCAAAAUCUUCCACCAGACUUUCAAGAAGAGAAAGAACUUCCAACAUGGUUGAAAGUUCUCGCUUUGUCAGCUGCUUAUUCAAAGUUCGAUAAAGAACUUCAAAUCAAUUGCAUUUCAACGCUUUUCGAAUUAAUAGGAAUUGUUAAAUGUCAAAAAGAAAAGUUGCCAACUAAAGAUGUUCAACAUUUAGUGAUGUUGCCGUUACUUAAGUUCGGUCAUGUGCUUUACAUUGAAGAUCAAACAAGAAUUUUUCAACUUCUCGUAUCGACACUUUGGGAUUAUCUUGAUUAUGAUAAGACGGUUGAUUUAUCACAAAUAACAUUUCUUCUCUAUCAACUUCAUUCAUGUCUUGACAGUGGACUUGUUGAGCGUGUUAUUAGUGAUAGAAUUGAAAAUUCUCAUCUCAUUUGGACAUCGUCAUCAUCAUCAGAUUCCGAUUUGGAAAAUAAACACGAAGAUCGUUUAAAUCAUUACAAAAUGAAUCGAUUAAGUGACAUUAAGAUCAUGUUGAGCUUACCAGAGAUGUCGGUGAGACAUUGCAGUAGUCAAUUAAGUGAAAGACAAUCGAGUGGAUUUCGGAAGUUUGAAUUGUUGUGGCAUUUGGGACGAGAUCAAAAGGAAAGCUUCGAUAAGAUUCUUCUUCGUGUUUAUGACACUUUGGCUCUUCCCCAACACAUUUCGAUUCGAACGUUUGUCGUGAAGUGGUUGAAGGAAGCUUUAUUGCGAGGUGAUCUUGGUCGCCUUCUAAUGCCAUUGAUGGUCGUCAUGUUGAGUUCCAAUACGAAGCGAAUCAGCAUUUCAAAUGUUCAUCUUGUGAAGGUGAAAGAAACAACAAAAUUCAAUGAGUCGUCGAAUGUUUUCGAUGAGAAAAUUGCUGAUCAAGAUCAGCCACGAAAAGAUGUUUUCGUUGAGAAUGAAGUUUAUGUGAUCAAAAUGGAUGAUGGAAUUGUUCGAAAUCAUCUUGAAUCGACGAAAAGGAAAAGUCCGAUUGGUUCGUUGUCGAAGAAACUUUACAACAUGGCAACAAAGAGUUCAAGUUCAGGUCAGAAGAUGCGUGACAAAGGUUUGAUGCCUUCAUCGAAUCUUCCAUCAGCGCCUGCUGUUUCACUCGACACUGACAUCAACAAUUUAUUUGUGAAUCCACUUGAACCAUUGGAACAAGACGCUGGAUUUGUAACGAAAAGUUGUCCAAACUCUCUCGUCGAGAAAGCUUCAUCGAAGAAACGAUUCUCUGACUCUUCAUCCGAAUAUUCGACAACAUCAGCUGAUUCCAUGUCUGACAAUGAAAUGUCUGAUGAUGAAAAGAUGAAACUUUCAGGUCCAACUGAUGAUUUAAGUUCAAUGAAUUCAACAAAGGUUAAAAAUGGCAAAAAGAAAAGUUAUAAUGUAUCGAAUAACGGAUCUGAUUCAAUGAAUGACGAUUCUGCCAUUUAUCAGCCAUCUUAUGAUGAAUCAGGAACAGCUGCUGAUGAAUAUUUUUCAAGUAUCUCAAAUGAAACAACUCCGAAAGCUGUUGAAGAGAUUAGAAAGUCAAUCAUUCAUGAUCUCAUUGAGACAGAACUUGAAGGUGGCGAUGACAACACAUUGGAAGUGACAGCAGUUGAUUCGAUCUCACAGAUUAUUGCCAACAAUCAAGAAGACAACAAAGAUGAUGCAAAAUUGACAAAAAGACAUUCCAAGACAUCAAUCGACAGCACACAAAAGUCAGAAAUUUCAAAUACUAAUCGUGAAUCGACGAGUGAACAAGAAAGUGAUCGAGUACGUGAAUUUGGUGUUAGUUCAAUGUCAAAACAUCAGACGAAGAAACGGAAAAAUUACAAGAAAAUCACGCAAGAAACUUUGGAAAAAGGAAAAGCAAAUGUUCAAAUAUUGAAGAAGAAUUUAGAGUCAGAUGAGUUUGAUGGAUUCUUUAACACAAAAAUGGAGAAACUUCAUCCUUUCCACACACAUUUGUUGCUUUAUUAUAAAUGUUACGACACGAAGCAAGUUCUUUAUUGUCUGGAGACUUUAAGAAAUCUUAUGCUUGCUGGUAAUUCGAAACUCUUUCUCUGUCUCUCUAUUAACACUUCAGUCUCGGAGUUGCAAUUGAAACAUUUACUUAUGCGCCAUAGGAAAAGCAUUUUUGGUAAAGGCUUCGAUGGUUCACUUUCAAAUUCCGAGUUCAAUAACGCUUAUCGUGGAGUAAUGUACCUUGAAGUGCUGAUAACACUUUGUCUUUACUACGCACGAAGCUAUUUCCAAGUAAAUUACGACAAUCAACAAUCUGACAGCGACGAUGACUUGGACAACAAUCGAAAUAUUCCAAUGCGAUCACAUGAGAAGCCGACGAUUGAUGAUCUACUUGCAAACUGUAAGAUUCAAUUGGCAUCGAUUGAAAUGUUGACAUUAAUUUUUACUGAAUUGAUUUCCAUUGUCAAAGAGAUGGGAAAAGGUUUGGCAAGUUAUGUUGCUGAUCUUAUGAUUAAAUGUAAAGUACAGAAAGUGAUUCUUCAUUGUGUGUUGACUUCAGUUCAUUACUUCACCAUGAAGAUCACGACGACACUUUCCGAGAAGAUUUUAAAGGCAAACGAUCCUGGUGAUGAGAAAAUGCAUUUGGAAGCGAUUCAAGUGCAGUUGUUGAAGCUUUUAGAUGCUGUCAUUAAACUUGAACAUGAAACAAUUGUUCAGAAAGGCGACGAUGGAAUAAAAGAAGCGACAAUACCACGACUUUCAGCUUCACUCUCAUCAAUAAUGUCACAAUCACCGACACGACCGAAUCCAAUUACAAGCACUUCGGGUAGUAUUAAAUAUAUUGCGAAUCUGACAAUCAGUCAACAACCAAUGUUCUUGACAGCUAUUCUCAAUGCCCUUCAAUCAGAGAAUUUAAAACAUUUACAUAAGAAUUGGACGGAACUUGUGACGUCAUCGUUGAACUGCUUUUCACCUGACGGGCUCUCGAACAUUGUCGUGAGUGUCAUGCAUCAACUUUGCGAAAAUAUUGAUAAGAUCACAAAAUUAGGAGCGUUAAAUAAUCAAGUUCCACCUGAUUACUGCUUAUCACAGCUUGAAGCACUCACAGUGAUUUGUCACUUCUGUUUGCUGGAUAACAAUCAGCAAGUUUCGUUGUCACAUCUCUUCAAUCCAACCAACACUUCAACAUCCACACAGUCUUCAUAUUCGGGACAACUUUACAACAACAUUCUUAACUUCUUUUUAUCAUCGUCACCGUUACCGAUCGUUGGGGAAGCUUACAAUAAACAUCAACUGCAGCAAAAUGCAACAAGAACUUGUGUGUUGAGUCAUUUGCCGAGAAUCAUCGCGAGUAUGGCAAUUUUAUGGGAAACUGAGAUGGGACAAGAGCGUUUAGUGAAGCAACAACUUAUGGAGUUCAUCACGCCAAUUGCAUUGCAUCAUGGAUGUAAUUUUGUUGCAGCAAUUGCUGUUGUUUGGCAUGAGAGAGCUGACAAGAAGAUGGCGACAAAAAAUGUUCCGAAAUUUCAACAACCUGCAAGUGCUACACAAAUGUCGCUUGUUAAAAUGGUUUUAGGAAUAAAAGUCAUGCCAUUCGAUUCAUUUGUGCAGACUUUAAACAGCGUCAUUAAGUCACCUCCACAAAUUUACCGACCACCAACUGGAUUGGUUCUUAAUGUCAGUGCACUUGAAUUCUUUUACAUUUACAUGAGAAAUGUUCGAGCUGAGAAUCUCAACGAUUCAUGGAGUUCGUUGUUGAAUCUUUUAAAAGAUUCUUUGGGAUUGUCACCACCGGCACUUUUCAUGUUGUUUUGUAUUCUUCACGAUUUUUGCAAGGAAUGUUCGCCAAGUGAUAGAAAAGACAAAAAAGAUGUUCGUGAUCUUCACGACAUCACUUCAAGAUUGAUUGAUGCGAUUGCAAAUAUUGCUGGUGCAUGUUUGGAACAAACGACAUGGUUGAGAAGGAAUCUUGCUGUGAAGGAAGAAGUCACUGAUGAGUUAGUUAGAGAUGGAAGUGUGACGCCAUCAUCAGGUGGAAUUCAUCAAUAUUCAGUUGAGGCGCAGUCAAUACUCGCGCACUUCUUAGUUAAUUUAUUAGAUUACGCUUAUGGAUCACAGGAAAAAGACAAAAUCACACAAAUUGUAACAACUUUAAUGUACAACAUUGUCCCUUAUCUUAAGAAUCAUUCUGUCAAGAACAUUCCCUUCUUUUACGCUUGCUCUAAUCUGCUUUCGACCCUCACGCCUUAUCAAUAUACAAGAAAAGCAUGGCGGAAGGAUGUCUUCGAUCUUCUACUCGAUCCAGCAUUCUUCCAAAUGGACGUGUCUUGCUUACCUUUUUGGAAACAAAUUCUUGACAAUCUCAUGAGCUUUGAUAGCACAACAUUCAGAGAUUUGAUGACACGAUUAUCAGUGGCACCAACUGGAAGUCUCAACAUUUUUACAUCAAAGGAACAAGAAUAUGAACAAAAAGCUUUGUUAUUAAAAAAGCUUGCAUUUGUCAUCUUUUGUAGUGAACGUGAUCAGUAUCAGAAAUACAUGCCGGAAAUUCAAGAACAAUUGUCGAACUGCCUUCGAUUACCACAAGUUAUUCCAUGCGUUCAAGCUGCUGUUCUUCUUUGCUUCCGAGUUCUUUUACUGAGAAUGUCGCCAGAUCAUGUUACAUCACUGUGGCCAACAAUAAUUGCAGAAAUUGUUCAAGUUUUCUUAUCGAUUGAGCAAGAGUUGAUGACCGAUACGGAGGAGUUCAGGAGUCAAACAAGUCAACAUAUUCGAAUGCUGUCGGGUUUAGACACAGCAUGGGUGACAAAUACGAAUAAUGGUCUGCACGCCCAUGGACAUCCCAGCUGGCGAAAUGUUCAACUGGAAACAGCGAAGCUGCUUGAACUUGGCUGCGUCUUACCAGCCACGAGUCUUCCACAUUUUCAAAUGUAUCGUUGGGCAUUUGUUGGAAGUCAACACGACUUUUGUUCAGGAGACAUUGUUAAUGGACAUGAAAGUGAAGUUUCGCAGAGUAAAUUUAUUCCACAUGUCACAAGAAUCGCACAAUUAAUGGACUUUCGCUAUACGAGUCACUCACCGUCGAAUACCAACUCUAUGAAAGGCUCGCACUUGGUUCUCACUUGCCAAUCAAUCAACAACCUUCAAGAUCUCUACGGAUUUUUUUCUACACUUUGCAUUCGUUGGCCAAACUCUCAUCACUUCAAUGCUAACCCAGAGAAAGACAUUAAAUUUUGCGUUGAACUGUUUAACAGAAUGACUCCAACAUUUCUCGUAAAGUUAUUAUUUUUCAGUCUUUUCUUCGGUGUUGUGCUUUCACAAACAAAGCGCCGCGUUCUUUUACGCAAAGUUUCAAAAACUACUACAACUGAAGCACCUCUCGAUGAUUCUGAAGAAUUUGAAGAUUCUGACGAAUGCCCUGAGGAUGAUGGUUUCUUUGCUGAUAUUGCUCAAUGUGAUAAAUAUUAUGCAUGCACCGAAGGAAAACUUGAAGAACGUUUAUGUAAAGAUGGAUUCGUCUUCAACGAUCGCGAUAGCAACGUAGAGAAAUGUGAUUUACCACACACCAUCGAUUGCAGUAAAAAAUCAAAACUGCAAACACCAAUUCCAUCUGAAGACUGUCCACGUCAGAACGGAUAUUUUGGACAUGCUGACAAGAACGUGUGCGAUAAAUUUUACUACUGUAUCGAUGGAAAAUCCAACCCAAUGACAUGCCCAUCAGGAUUGGUAUUUAGUUCAAAAACUGGCAUUUGUACGUGGCCUGAUGAAACUCAAAAAACUGAAUGCUUCAAAAAAUCUUCUGAAGACUCGAAAGAAGAUGUUCCUGAGUUUACGUGUCCCAAAGUUCAUGAAUCAAUUGCUGUGACUCAUCCUCGUUACCCUGAUCCAAAUGACUGUCAACACUAUUAUAUUUGCAUUUGGAGCAUCAAUGGUGUUACUCCUCGAAGAAAUUCUUGUCAAUUUGCACAAGUUUAUAAUGACGCUACAGAAAUUUGUGAUUGGCCAAGACAUGUUCCUGAGUGCACUGACUGGUACAAAGAUCGGGUGACCGACGAGCAAUUAGAAAACCUUGAAAAUCCCAAAACAGAUGUCGAGAGAAAGAGUUUCCUGUUGGAUUCUUAAUUCCUAUAACCCUAGACAUAGAUACAAUCAUAUUUUCUUAUAAUGGCUACAUCAAUUGUGAUACAGAUUUAACAUUCAUUUGAAAUUUUGAUAUUCUAUUCUUUUAAUUAAGUUUUCCUUAUCAAGAUGAUUAGUGAAGUCUGUAAUGGAAAAUCAAAAACAAAGUUUUUAUAUUCAAAAAUAAACAAGUUGUAUGCUAAGAUUUUUAUGUCCAUUUUUAGUUGAUGAAGACCGAAACUUUGGUUUUUUGUUAGUUGGAUGGUAUUAAUCCAUUAACUUCGUUGAUACUUAAUGUGUUUGAGUUUGAAAUAAGC
Clunio marinus is the source of this 9464-nucleotide messenger RNA. The record is from the annotation of a GenBank genome assembly. NCBI's taxonomy places the organism in Eukaryota, Metazoa, Arthropoda, Insecta, Diptera, Chironomidae.